AUGCCCUUUGGCGUAAAAAAUGCUGGAGCCACCGACCAACGGGAAAUGAAUGCUAUCUUCCAUGGCAUGAUAGGCAGGAAACUGGAAGAUGAUAAUGCUGGAAGAGAAAGAGUAGUCUACUACCUGAGUAAAUUACUGACAGAUACUGAUGGGCGAUAUUCCGUGGUGGAAAAACUCUGUCUUGCAUUAUACUUUAUUGAAAGUAUGAAAAUAAUACAACAGGCCAAUGGGCAGGCAGAGGCUUCGAAUAAGGUAAUCAUCUCUAUCUUGCAGAAAACUAUUGAUGAUAAUCCCAGAGCAUGGCACAAGAUACUACCAGAGACAUUAUGGGCCUACCGUAUAUCCAAGAGAACAAACACUGUAACCAGCCCUUUUGCUCUCACUUAUGGGCAUGAUGCAGUACUACCUAUGGAGUUGGUGGUCCCAUCUUUGGGGAUCAUGAAGCAACAUGAUCUAUCUGCUGAAGAAUAUUCAGAAGCUAUGAACAUGGAGCUAGAACAAUUGGAUGAAGGUAGGAUGGAGGCUUUGAACUGGAUGAUAGUCCAAAAGAAGAAGAUAGCAAAGGCCUACAACAAGAAAGUAAAGAAGAAAGUGUUCUAUGAAGGUCAAAUGGUGUGGAAGGUGAUCCUACCACCAGGAAUCAAAGACAGAGAAUUGGGAAAAUGGUCUCCAAUCUAG
Messenger RNA from Tripterygium wilfordii, 678 nucleotides. RefSeq lists its product as uncharacterized. The record is from RefSeq and is a predicted model, not a curated record. Lineage: Eukaryota; Viridiplantae; Streptophyta; Magnoliopsida; Celastrales; Celastraceae. The transcript is spliced from 4 exons. Gene Ontology annotation, molecular function: nucleic acid binding. Bases 1 to 678 code for a protein of 225 amino acids.